Messenger RNA from Scleropages formosus (Asian bonytongue), 3648 nucleotides. RefSeq names its product STRA6-like (gene stra6l). Bases 93 to 2051 code for a protein of 652 amino acids. NCBI's taxonomy places the organism in Eukaryota, Metazoa, Chordata, Actinopteri, Osteoglossiformes, Osteoglossidae. The transcript has 18 exons. Gene Ontology annotation, cellular component: plasma membrane. The record is from RefSeq and is a predicted model, not a curated record. Gene Ontology annotation, molecular function: retinol transmembrane transporter activity; signaling receptor activity. Gene Ontology annotation, biological process: vitamin A import into cell.
CAGAGGGUGACAGAAACGGUGGAAGAAAACACCCUUGAAACCAGGAGGACCACUCUGCUCCACUUGCUCACUUCAUUUUUUCUAUAAACAUUAUGGCACUAGGAAUGGAAACAGUAAGAAGUGGGACCUCAGGCAACAAGACGUGUGACAAUGAGAUCUCAAUGCAUAUCUUCUUGCACUACUCAAUUAUUCCUGCUGUGUUUAUUGCUGCAGUGCUCUCAUAUCUGCAAAGGAGAGUCCGACAUCUGCCUAUCGAUGAGAAAAUUUCGAUUCUGAAAGGCCGUUUUGGGAUAGUUGUCCCACUGGACUUCACUGGGAGCUUCAGCAACAGGUGGUCUUAUGGCUUUGCCUUUGGUACCGUGUCCUCCAGUGUAAUAUUACUCUUCUCUGAGGCAUACGUACCAGUGAACUUCCCAACAUGGGCAAGAGUUUUUGUGUACCUCAUUGGGGCACUGGAGGUGGGCCUGGCCUACUAUCCCUUCUUUGCCUGCUUGUCCACUCCUUUUCUUGGCUUUGGAGCUGUGAUGGGAAUCCUCUACACCGUGGUCUGGGUUAUUGUGACUCUGUGGGACACCAUCACCUGUCCUGGUGGUUUAGUGCUGGGCCAAUACCAGAAACCCAUAUUUCAGUGGCCAAGUAUUCUGUGUCUCAUCUUCCUGCUGGGCCGCUUUGUCCACAUGCUGGUGAAGGCUGUUCGCAUUCACAUGGGCCUGGAGAAUAAGGAGGACCAGGGGGGGCUCAUUCAAACCCACCAGGCCAAAUAUGUGCAGGCCUUGAUGUCAAACUCCCCAGAACGGAGAAUGAUGAAAAACUGGUUUCAGAGGAAGAUAUACGACUGGGACCCCUACUUUAAAUUCCCCAACAGAAUCAUUGGCACUUCCGUUGUCUCGAUUAUUGGCCUGUACAUGAUCACGAUAGCGGACCACAGUGUCAGCAGCUACGCCUUUGACUAUUUGGACAAGCUAAAGGAAUCCUUUGCAGACCUGAGUGGUUCCUGCAACCAGACAGACAACUGGUUUGCUGCUGUUAUCCCUCACAUGGAAAGGUUUUCUUAUGUCGCCAGAAAAGCCUGGCUUGUCACAGCCAUUUUUUCCUGCCUGACAUCUGUGUCAUAUAUUUUUCAUGUCUUAUCAUGCUACAGGAAGCACCUCAGGAGGCUGUGGGCAGGAAAUAAGAGCUUUCUGCCAAAGUAUUUUCAUAAUCCCACUCCUGCGGUUAGUGUGGCUGCCAUUGCAAGGUAUUCUGGCUGGCAAAUAGCUUUUACAUUAUGGGGCUAUCUCAUCAUUCACUUUGUCCAAUUCCUCUUUGCACUGAUUGUUGCAUAUGGAAUCAUCUUGCCCAUUGUGAACGGCAGAGUCCUGGAACUGCUCAAACACCUUGGCUUAAUCCUUUUAACUGUGGCACUGGUCAUUGGAUUAGUGAUACUUCAGAUUAUACUGGUUCAGAUAUUCUUCCUUCAAGAGAAGAUAUCACCCACAAAUAAGAAUAAACCUCUAGCCCUCAACAACAGGAAGGCAUUUCACAACUUCAACUACUUUUUCUUCUUUUACAACGUAAUCAUGGGCCUGAGCAACUGUAUCCUCCGUCUCUUCCUGAGUGUAGUAGUGGGCACGUGGCUGGUGUCUCGCAUAGAUCGCACCAUCAUGCAAAGGGGCUAUGAGUUCCUGGACCCAGGGUACAAUACCUGGGUUGGUAUGAUCUUUGCUGACCAUUACCAUGGCAACCCUGUCAUGAUCUGCUUCUGCCACAUCCUGUUGAAUGAAGGACUAGCGAGGAAAAAGAGAACACAGCCAUCAUACACCCAGUUCAACAAUGAAGUGUCUGUGCCAGCGGUGUACAGUCGGGCACGGAGACGAUGGCUUCUUCUUUACACCCUCCUGAAAAACCCUCAGCUGAUUCUGCUCCGCAAACGCCGACCCGGCUCUCAGCAGAAUGGCCUGGACACAAUCACUCUCGCCUACGUGCUGGAGUCUCAGAGUCGGGCACUGUCGCUACAAAAGCGAGACGAUCCAGAUGCAGUUGGCACGCUGAGAGAGCGCCAGGUCUGCUAACGGAUUUCUGGCAGAAUACAAUUCCAGAAGACCCAUGUCUUCCUUCCCUUGAAUGGCUUCAUCUCUGUUGUCUGAUUCUGGUCAGCAUGGAGUGCAUAUGCACAUGAAAUGUCAUGGACAACAAACUGUGGUCCUUUAUUGUCAUUCUUCUUCUUUUUAAAUAUAUUGGAAGUAAUGCUAUCGAUUUUGAAGGUACCUUUUCAGCUUAUCAUGGCAUUCUGCAGUGAAAUUUGUUUUCUGUGUAUUGUACAUAUUGGACAGCGGUGUCAGAUAUACAGAACGGUUCUGUUUGAAAGUAGGUGAAACCCUGGUGUCCCUUAGUCUGACUGCAAAAUGGUUACUUAAUGAGUCUUUAGUCUUUCUAAUCUGACAUAACAGGUGGGUGAUUACCACUUCUAUAUGUUGCUUUAGGGGAAAUGAUGUGUGCAGUAGAAAAAAAGUGAAGCAGUGCAGCUGCAAAAAUAAAUGAACCCUAAGUUACACGGGUUAAACUAAAUAGCUAAGUGUAAUCAGGUGUGUAAAUCAUAAUCAUUUAUUAGUUUUAUAAGUGUAUUUUACGAUUUAACAUUUUAAUUUCUUUUAAUAUUAUAUGCAAGAGUAAUGAGCAUCCCUGCAGAGCUCACAUACUUUCAAGCAACACUUUACAAUCUGCAGGAUGACUGGCGAAAUAUUUUACUAAGAGCUAUUAAUGAACUGUUUCAUUAGAAAUAUUUAAAUAAGUAGGCUACUUGCCAUGUUUAUGAGUUUCUAUGAAUUUUGUUAUAUAGCAAUUUCUUUCAACGGGGAUCUCCUCAAAUCACAAAAAGUUUGAGCUAAGAAUAGAACAGUACAACAGUAUACUAUGCAACGGCUUUAAUUACUUUCACUACCUAUAAACAGUGUGUUCCCUCUCUGUUAGUUAUUGUCUCUGGCUUGCAGCAGGUGUUGUGAUUGCUAUUAAGACCAUGGUAUGAAAUCAGUUUGACAUCUCUAGUUUAUAUUUUUCAUAUAUCAACCGUUACUGUAACUAGCUACUGAAGUAUGUUUACCUCUUCACAGCAAACAUGCAGUGACUGUUUUUAAAAGGGGAAAAAGUGUUGCAUGCUGUAAAAUGCUUGCACUAUUAUCACAGUGUCAAGGCGUCAUGAAAAGGUGAGUGAUAGUGAAGACUGCAUUGUUAAUGAAAAGUGAAGCUGUACGUAAAGUGUGCAUGAAGAAUUUUUUGGUCUCUACCAUGGAUUCGUGUUCAUUCAGUCUGUUGAACACCCUGUGAUACCUUUGAAAAAGAUACAGAAAAUCUGGUUUUGCUGGAUUGCAUUGGUGUUUACUGGUAUUUUGUCGGACUCCAGUGGUUUCCUCUGGCAGUGCAGUGAUCUCUUUUAACACACUCUGGUGUAACUUGAAGAAGUAACAAUCCAAAGUGGUUUUUUUAAAAGACCAUUGUAAUUUUAGUGAUGAUUUAAAGCACCAUAUUAUCAUCUAAGCUGUAAUGACUGCUUUGUAUCUUAUGGCGUUUCCUGAUGUUUUCCUGUUGUCUUUAUCUGGUUAAAUCACACAAGUCUAAUGGCAGUUUUUCUCCAAAGCAGAUUAAUGUAUUACAUGGAUGCAAUUCAUCCUU